Oncorhynchus gorbuscha (pink salmon) is the source of this 1370-nucleotide messenger RNA. Its product is annotated as up-regulator of cell proliferation-like. Bases 33 to 1370 code for a protein of 445 amino acids. The record is from RefSeq and is a predicted model, not a curated record. The transcript is spliced from 4 exons. Lineage: Eukaryota; Metazoa; Chordata; Actinopteri; Salmoniformes; Salmonidae.
AAGUCAGAGACGCCAGAGAGAGAAGGAAGAAGAUGGGAGAGGAAUGCCCAUUGACCAUGGCUUCCCAUCCAGAGGAAAUAGAACUGAAACACUGGCCAGUGGCUUCCCACCUCAACCCAGGUCCUCUGAAGACGUUACUCCACAAACUUGGUCUGGAAAAACAAUAUCCUAAUAAACUGACUCUUAGAUCUUUGCUUGAGAUCAACAAGGACAGCAUUUCUGAUGACGCUGUUGACUCACUCAAAGCAGUACCACUGUACUUUCUGAGGAAACUAUUGAUUGUCAAUGCAGACUGUAGGAGUUGUACAUGUUUACCUGAGGAUGAAAGUAGCAUAGACCUUUAUAGAGAUGAGAAUCCAGAGAAUAAUGAGGUAAAUCUUCUAGAUCUCAUCACUGCACUUUUUCUCUGUGCUGACAGUUUCCUGCAGCAGGAAAUGGCCCUCAAGAUGUCCAUGUGCCAGUUUGCUGUGCCACUCCUGCUACCCCCAGGCACUGGCAGUCAGAGCACCCUCAUGUUGUGGGCCUUGAGGGCUAUCCUUAAAGAGUGGCGCCCACAUGCUCUAUCAGAGUCAAAAGGGUUUGAGGAAGGUAAUAUUGUCUUUGAGCAAAUACCUUUCAUCUCCUUUGUCAGGCUUAAAGACUGUAGCAUUUCCAAAUCACAGCUCUUGAAUCAUAUCUUUGGCCAACAGAUUCACAACAUUUUCCCUCACAAAGACAUGGAUGGAGGGACAGCUCCAAGGAUGAUCUCAGGUGGCUUGGUAGAGGCUUGCUGGUAUCUUCCAUGUGGAAAAAGUAAUGGUGGUGGAUUUCCGGAACCACUAACCGUUGCUAAUUUGAGAGGAGAUAUUUGUGCUUCACAAGCACAAUUUAGUUUUCUAACCCAAGUGUCAACAGCCAUCUUCAUCUUUCUGGACAGUGUUGAUGAAGAUGAGCGGAAGUUGUUGCUCUCUCUUGGGGACAUGGGAUCCAAGCUGUUCCUCGUGGUCAAUUCCAAAGGAGAGGAGAGCCGUAAUGCUGAAACGUCGGUAAAUGAGAUAAUGGAGGCAUUCAAACUAAAGUCAAACAAUAAAUUGAUACGGAGAACAAAUGCAAACCUUGCAAAAUUUUCACAUUCGAUCAGCAAAGCCAUUAACAAUAUUUUGAAGGAAUCUACUUCAAAAAUAAGCAUAGAAAGCAUGUCAAACAAAGCUAUCGAGCUGGAGAUAUCUGUUGAUGAAUGUAAGACUGAGGCCUCAAAAUCAGCAGCUGAGGAGAUUGUGAAAGGCAUUGGAGACCAGAGCUGUUAUGCAGGACCAUAUCCUUCCCAAUCCACUAAAUACUGGAACCCUCGACCCCGCCGUCUGGAGUCCAUGAUGCGGCGCACCGUGUAG